GUGAGUUCCCAUUACGUGUCAGUCUAUAAUUUCAACGAAUUUUCAUGCUCUUUUGAUUGCGCAUAUGUGCUAGACUGUCGAUUUAAAAACAUUGUUACACUGCAACGACGAGGAUCCCUUUUCAUGAUAUAAGCAACACCAAUGUCACAGGUAAAGAUACUUUGAAUAUGUCAUCUCCCAAAAACAACAGAACCACACGGAGACCAUUCCAUGAUAUAAGAAACACCAACCCCGAGGGUAGUACUCCAUCCUUAGACCCUAAAGAAUUAAAGAGCCAGAAGAACAAAGAUUAUUAUGCCCGAAAUAGAGAUGCUAUACUGAGGAGGCGGCGUGAAGCCCUUGAGAAGAAACAAGCUUCAGCUGCUAUGCUCAAGGACACGGAAAUGUCACCACAUACACCCAUGUCCAAGGCCGAAGACCUGUUCCUACAGGUGAGUCUCAUGGAGAGCACACCCCAGUUCAAGACAUCGGCACCAACCACAACUCAGGUAGCUAUCAGCGAUUCAGCUCAGUUGCUGCAGCAGUUGCUGCUCAAGGCGUUUAAGAUUUACAGACAGAAAGCACCUGGAUGUGAUUACUUGUGAAGGUCCACUCUAUUCAACAGUGGAAAGAGUAGUAUUCAGUUUUACCUUGUUAUGCUUUUUAGUAAUUUUUUCUUCCAACAUACAUUAGUGUUUGUUGCCUUCCUGAGCUCUUGGUAGUUAUGAAGAAGUAAAAGCAAAGGGGUUAG
Messenger RNA from Brachypodium distachyon (stiff brome), 730 nucleotides. RefSeq lists its product as uncharacterized. The transcript has 4 exons. NCBI's taxonomy places the organism in Eukaryota, Viridiplantae, Streptophyta, Magnoliopsida, Poales, Poaceae. The coding region runs from base 168 to 584 and encodes 138 amino acids. The record is from RefSeq and is a predicted model, not a curated record.